This is a messenger RNA of Cydia splendana, 636 nucleotides long. RefSeq lists its product as uncharacterized. The coding region runs from base 7 to 573 and encodes 188 amino acids. The transcript is spliced from 4 exons. NCBI's taxonomy places the organism in Eukaryota, Metazoa, Arthropoda, Insecta, Lepidoptera, Tortricidae. The record is from RefSeq and is a predicted model, not a curated record.
UCGAAAAUGAUUUUACAUCUCGUCACAAUAGGCAUUAUUGUAUGUAGUUUUCUGACACUUGGUGUGUCAGGAGAGAGGAUGAUGGGCAUAGGCAGGUGGUCAGUGUCAGACGUGCAGCCGUGCGCGAACGACGCGGAGAUGCCGUGGAUGAUGCGCGUGCGGCGACACGAGCUCAACCACACACACGACGCUUAUGACGCUGAUGUCAACACAUUAGCCGAUUUCGACGAUUCAGUCGGAAUAAACAUAAAUACAUGCAUGAUGACGGACGGGGGAUGCGAACUUUUCAAGAUGUUGAGUUUUGGCUGCGCGCGUAUACUAAUAUAUUUUGCUGCGAGAGAUAACGUAAGGAGAGCACUUGAGGCCGUCGGCUUAGAUCCGCCAGACUUCCCCAUACCCCAAGGAGAGUACCACGUAGAAAACUUCGUGUUGGAUUUAAGCCACCUGAAUAACCACAGCUUAUACGGCAACUUCAGUUCGGAGGUCAUCUUAUGGAAGGAGGGGCAGGAUGUGGCGUGCUUGAAGGUUGCCCUCAGGUUCGAGCCACUCGAAGACGGGUCACCGCCGGAAUGAUUAUCGAAUGGCUCAUUUGUUAGUUAUAAUUUAAAUUUUACAACUCUUAUUACUUAUACCUCA